Amblyraja radiata (thorny skate) is the source of this 1201-nucleotide messenger RNA. RefSeq names its product WD repeat-containing protein 46-like. Lineage: Eukaryota; Metazoa; Chordata; Chondrichthyes; Rajiformes; Rajidae. The annotation marks the transcript as partial. Gene Ontology annotation, biological process: maturation of SSU-rRNA from tricistronic rRNA transcript (SSU-rRNA, 5.8S rRNA, LSU-rRNA). The transcript has 8 exons. Gene Ontology annotation, molecular function: protein binding. The record is from RefSeq and is a predicted model, not a curated record. Gene Ontology annotation, cellular component: 90S preribosome; nucleolus; small-subunit processome.
UCCCAUGCUUGCCCUGUGUCCGUCAUCCCUCUGUGCCCUGUUCCCCACGUGUGUCUUGCCCGUGUGCUCCAUGCCCCCUGUGUGCCCCAUCCUGUCCCCCCCCCCCACCCCGUGCUGGUGCAGAGUGCGCCAGGGUUCCUGCAGUACUUGGACAUCUCGGUGGGCAAGGAGGUGGCCGCCAUCUGCACCAAGGCCGGUCGACUGGAUGUCAUGACCCACAACCCCCACAACGGCAUCGUCCACCUGGGGCACCCGCAGGGUACGGUGACGCUGUGGAGUCCCAAUGUGAAGGAGCCGCUGGUGAAGAUGCUUUGUCACAAAGGAGGGGUCCGGGCUGUCGCAGUGGACAAGAGUGGCUUGUACAUGGCCACAUCGGGCCUGGAUCACAAGCUGAAUAUCUUUGACGUGCGGACAUACCGGCCCCUGCACUCCUACCUACUGCCAGCAGGGGGUGCACACCUCACCUUCAGCCAGCGGGACCUGCUGGGGGUGGCCUGUGGCAACACAGUGCAGGUUUACAAAGACGUGCACAGCGCGACGGUGCGGAGCCCGUACGUGAGCCACGCUGUGCGCCAGGGCGUACACGGGCUGCAGUUUUGCCCCUACGAGGAUGUGCUGGGAGUGGGUCACGGGCUGGGUUUCACCAGCAUGCUGGUGCCAGGGGCCGGAGAGGCAAACUUUGACGGGCUGGAGUGUAACCCGUACCGCAGCAAGAAGCAGCGGCAGGAAUGGGAGGUGAAGGCCCUGCUGGAGAAGCUGCAGCCGGAGCUGAUCUCUCUGGAGCCAGACCGCUUGGGGCAGGUCGACCCCGUCUCCAUGGUGCAGAGACACCGCGACCGGGUGGAGCGUCUGGGCUACGACCCCACGGAGACGGAGAGGUUCGAGCCCAGGAAGCGGAUGAAGGGCCGCAGCUCGACCGGAAACCUGGAGCGCAGGAAGAAGCUGGUGGCCGGCGGGGACCGGAGGGACGUGGUGCGGAGGAGCGUGGAGCAGAAGGUGAAGAUGCAGAAGCAGCAGAAGAUGGCGGCUUCCACCCCCUCCCUCCCUCCCUCAGCCCUCACCCGCUUCAACAAGUAACCCCAUCCACACUCCCCUCCCACCCUGUACCCGGGACAGCGGUCAGCUGGCCCACACCACGGCCCAGUGGUGCAGCGGGUAGAGCUGCUGCCUCACAGCGCCAGAGACCCGGGUUACAUCCCGA